This is a messenger RNA of Pungitius pungitius (ninespine stickleback), 2400 nucleotides long. It is a transcript of the gene arf2b, whose product is annotated as ADP-ribosylation factor 2b. Gene Ontology annotation, molecular function: GTPase activity; GTP binding. NCBI's taxonomy places the organism in Eukaryota, Metazoa, Chordata, Actinopteri, Perciformes, Gasterosteidae. The transcript is spliced from 5 exons. Bases 127 to 672 code for a protein of 181 amino acids. The record is from RefSeq and is a predicted model, not a curated record. Gene Ontology annotation, biological process: intracellular protein transport; vesicle-mediated transport. Gene Ontology annotation, cellular component: cytoplasm; plasma membrane.
GCGGGGUUAGAUAGUGGGAAGUGCCCCGUACGCCGGUGUCUCCCUGGUUGCGCAAGACGCCAUUUUGGAGUGACAGUGAAAGAUAACGGAAAGAUCGAGAAGCUGUCUUUCUAAAGCUUCGUCACCAUGGGGAAUGUAUUCACAAGCUUAUUCAAAGGCCUGUUUGGCAAAAAAGAGAUGAGGAUUCUCAUGGUUGGGCUCGAUGCUGCUGGAAAAACCACCAUCCUAUAUAAACUGAAGCUUGGAGAGAUAGUCACCACCAUUCCCACCAUUGGUUUUAAUGUUGAAACUGUAGAAUACAAGAACAUCAGCUUCACAGUGUGGGAUGUGGGCGGUCAGGACAAAAUCAGGCCGCUGUGGCGCCACUACUUCCAGAACACUCAAGGGCUCAUCUUUGUGGUGGACAGCAACGACAGGGAGCGAGUGAACGAGGCAAGAGAGGAGUUGUCCAGAAUGCUGGCAGAGGACGAACUCAGAGACGCCGUGCUGCUCGUCUUUGCAAAUAAACAGGAUCUCCCCAACGCUAUGAACGCUGCAGAGAUCACAGAUAAGCUGGGCCUGCACGCCCUCCGCCAGCGCAACUGGUACAUCCAGGCCACGUGCGCCACCAGCGGGGACGGCCUGUACGAGGGCCUCGACUGGCUCUCCAACCAGCUGAAGAACCAGAAAUGAUCCAUUCCAACUUUUUUUUUUUUUUUGAAGUAUUUUUUUGUUUUGUUUGUUGUUUAUUUUUUUUCUGUUUCAAUACAACGGCAGCACCGGACCCAGGCCCCCCCCAACACCACCACCCUCUUGCCCCCAUCUGACCCCCGCCUCAUCUUCAUCCCCAGGUCUUUCUAUUAAGAACUUCCUCCAUGCCCCCAGCCCCCUCUCCCCCUCCUGCUUUCUGCCCUCGUCAGUACCCUCAGGGCUGUAGCCUGUGCUGCUUGUGUUUGUGGGCGUGCGUGCGUGCGCGUGUGUGUGUGUACCCUGUGUGUUCAGCGAGUGUGUGUGUGUGUGAAGGCGUCUCUGUGUAUGUUGGCUGGGAUUGGGAGUGACCUGGCGUGCCUUUUACACACCUCCUGUGGAAUGAGCAGUCUGGUUUUUGAGCCCCUUUCUCCAUCCACCAAACUCAGCCUCUGCCUCACUCAGAACCUCCGUCUCCCCCCCAAGUCUUGCACGCCCCCCACACCCUCUCCACCCUUACUUUCCAGGGGAAGCAUGGUUUUCAUACGGCAAAGAAAGAGCAAGGGUGCAAGCUCCCUCCCCGCCUCCCCCCCCCCUGUAGUAUAUAUAUAUCUAUGUUAACUAGACAAUGUUCACCUGAUGUAGACUGAAUGCUAAAUGUUCAUUUUAAACCUUUUUUUAUUUUGAAACUUCAAACCCACUAGUAAGAGAUUCAGUAAAUUGCAUCUUAACCUGUAUCAGGUCGAAGCAAAUAAAAAAAGGACAAAUAACCCUCCACAACAACAACAACAACAACCUGCCCAUCCUUGGUCAUUCUGGUGUCAUUUGAAAAUCAUGCUGUUUGUUUUAUUAUUAUUAUUAUUAUUAUAUUGGAAUAUAACGGAUUAUUCUUAGCAAUGGUUCUCCAUUGAACUCUACCUUUAUCCCCCCCCCCCCCCCCCCACCCCCCAGCAGGUGAGACUGUGAAGCACAAAGCAAGCCAACAAUUUAAAAAUUAAUGAAACUAGAAUCAUAGAGUAUAUACGUAAUUUUUGGGGGUAGUUAACAUUGAAUUCUCUGGAUUCAAUGUUGAAGUCGACCUUCGGUACAAAGAAUCAGGAAACCAGGUUAUUUCACAAAGCUUCACAUGCUAUUCCUUUAAGACAUGUUACACGUGGCUUUCUUUUCUUUUUCUGUAACUAGUUUUUGCGUUUCUACUCGUACUUUUCACUGCUGAACCAAAUGCAUUUCUAGCAGUAAGACAAAUCCUGUACAGGAAGUAGUGAGUCCCGGACGGGCCCGAGGAGGCCGACCUCCUCUCCAACGGUUUGGCAGUUUAACUUUUUCGAGACCUGAAAAAAAAGCAUCCUGUUGUUGUGAUGUUUUGGGGGUGAAAGUGAAGGAAUUGGCACCAAAUAUGAAGGCUCUUUAACUGUGAACCACCCGGACCCGAGUGAGUGAGUGAGUGAGGGGGGGGGGGGGGGGGGGACUCGCUGCGGGUCGCCGGGCGCUGACAGGCUACAACACAUCACGGCGCCGCGUAACUUCAUGAAUGGAAUUAAAGAAUCAAGGCGACGGGUCACCCCCGACCCGGCGGUCGGGGGCCUCAGCGGGUGUUCUCGGUGUCGGAGACGUGGGGGGGUGAAGAUGGCACUUGUGUCGAGAAUGAUUGUAAAUCUGUAACGUUCCCCUGUAAACUGUUUCUGUGGGGAUUUCCUGAACACAUUAAUAAACAUGAUUUGAUCCAACACUUCA